Haliotis rufescens (red abalone) is the source of this 1404-nucleotide messenger RNA. RefSeq names its product guanine deaminase-like. The transcript has 11 exons. Gene Ontology annotation, molecular function: zinc ion binding; guanine deaminase activity. NCBI's taxonomy places the organism in Eukaryota, Metazoa, Mollusca, Gastropoda, Lepetellida, Haliotidae. Gene Ontology annotation, biological process: guanine metabolic process. Gene Ontology annotation, cellular component: cytosol. Bases 73 to 1404 code for a protein of 443 amino acids. The record is from RefSeq and is a predicted model, not a curated record.
UCCAACGCAAAUGCAGCAACAAUUUUUCAUGGAUGGUUUGUACAUUCGACCAAAGAUAAUGACCUUGUUACAAUGAAAGAUAUGGUCAUAGGAGUAAACAAGGGAAAGAUAAUAUUCAUCGAAGACGAAACAUGUCUGUCAGAGUUGAUGAGUGAAUACAAUAUACCUCCUGGGAAUGUCCGGCAUCUGGACAAAAGGCAGUUCCUGAUGCCCGGCAUGGUGGACACCCACAUCCACGCUCCGCAGUAUGUGUUCGCUGGUUCUAACAUGGAUCUGCAGCUGCGACAGUGGCUCAGCACAUACACAUUGCCCACUGAAGCGAAGAUGAAAGAUCUGGACUUCGCCAAUGACGUCUGUGAUAAAGUCGUGAACCGUACACUCAAGAACGGAACAACAACAGCGUGUUACUAUGCCACAAUGUACAGAAAUGCCUCGGACGUGCUUUGUAAAGUUAUUGGUAAAUCCAUUUAUCCCAGUUGCGUGGAUCUGUGUGCGGCGUCCAACAAACAAACACAAACAGACAAGACAGUCUAUCGUAUACACACUGACUUCGUUAUUUUUUUAUUUCAGAACCCUCUACUAACCCCAAUAAUAACACCGCGAUCCAUCAGAACAUGCUCGGAAGAACUUAUUAAGUCUCUUGGACAACUUAACCAAACAUACCGGCUCCCUGUUCAGACGCAUAUCCUAGAAACACGAAGUGACAUAAUUCCUGGAUGUCAGAACCAUCUCGAUGUAUGGGAUAAGCAUGGACUUCUCACAAACAGGACAAUAUUGGGUCACUGCAUAUACUUGUCUGACAACGAACUCGACUUGCUCAAGCUACGUGGAUGCGGAAUAGCACAUUGCCCGAAUUCUAACAUCACGCUUAGAAGCGGACUCCUUGACGUGAGGCACGUGCUGAAUAUGGGCUGCAAGAUUGGACUUGGAACUGACGUGGCUGGAGGAUACAGCAGCUCCAUUUUGGAUGCUUUACGCUCUGCCUGUCAGAUUUCAAAAACUCUUGCGAUUCAAACUGAUGGAGGAAGCUACAAGGCCUUGACAUACCAGGCACUAUUUCGACUUGCAACAUUAGGUGGAAGUGAAGUACUGGGUCUGGAGGCGACGACUGGCAGCUUUGUCGUGGGAAAGGACUUUGACGCCAUUUUGGUCGACCCAUUGGUGGCGGAUUCGCCGUUUGAUGUCUUUUCUACUGACACUUUCUCUGAUGUACUUCAGAAGUUUCUGUUCUUAGGUGAUGACAGGAACAUGAUUGACGUGUUUGUGUCUGGGAAGCGGGUGUGUGGAAAUAAUAAAAUGGAAAACCCACGACAACCCAUUGUCCAGAAGUACAGGACACAAGCUGACAUAUAUCACAUCGAACACAGGAUACUGAGGUACCAUUUUGCACCACUUAACACAUGA